AAAAUGCCGAUCCCGCCGUCCCACGUGGCAGGCAUGAAAAUCAACCGAAGCUGGCCUUUUCGGUUUCCCCUUCCUCGGAGGAUAUGCAAGUGACGGAGCUUGAGGGUUGAGAGAGAGAGGAAGAGACGACGACAAUGGGAGACGAGAAGGUGAAAGAUGAAGCUUUGAAGAUACUGGGUCUCUUCCAAGUUCUUCCUCGACUGGUUGUCUUUGAUCUUGAUUACACUUUAUGGCCUUUCUACUGUGAAUGCCGCUCCAAACGUGAGAUGCCAUCUCUAUAUCCACAUGCUAAAGGUAUAAUGUAUGCACUUAAGGAUAAGGGAGUUGACAUAGCGAUUGCUUCUAGAUCACCAACAUCUGAUAUAGCAAAGACAUUUAUUGACAAAUUGGGGAUCCAGUCCAUGUUUGUGGCCCAGGAGAUCUUCUCUAGCUGGACCCAUAAGACGGAGCAUUUUCAAAAAAUCCAUAGGAGGACAGGGGUGCCAUUUAAUUCAAUGCUUUUUUUUGACGAUGAGGACAGGAACAUUGAUACGGUUUCAAAAAUGGGAGUGACUAGCAUUUUGGUGGGCAAUGGGGUUAACCUGGGAGCUUUGAGGCAGGGGCUUACUGAGUUCACACAAAAUUCAGCAUCAUCUGGCAGGAACAAGCAAAAGUGAUUCUUGUUGAUUUUUUAACCACAAGUUUGUGGAAAUGUGUCCAGUGGGAUCUGGGAAUUACUGUUAUAAUUUUUCAAUUCAUGGUUCAUCUAACUAAAAGGGAAUGAUAUUGGGAGAAUUUGGUGUGAAUUAUUUUAUUUGUGAUGCUACAAGUCACUGGUUGUCAUUAAAUCUGGCAGUUGUAAAACUUUAUUGAUCAGAUGAAUCAUAUACGAUUGGUCAAUGAUUCAUUGAACA
Macadamia integrifolia is the source of this 893-nucleotide messenger RNA. Its product is annotated as magnesium-dependent phosphatase 1. The record is from RefSeq and is a predicted model, not a curated record. Gene Ontology annotation, molecular function: acid phosphatase activity. The transcript has 4 exons. Lineage: Eukaryota; Viridiplantae; Streptophyta; Magnoliopsida; Proteales; Proteaceae. The coding region runs from base 135 to 656 and encodes 173 amino acids.